UUAAGCGAAUCUUCCAUGGCUACUAGUUGGCGCAGGUUAAGUCAGUAGAUACAGGGAAAGGGAAAAAACAAACCUAAAAAACUUACAUAGAAAGAAACAAUAUACAACAAGAGAAUACAAAAAGGCUAACAUAUUUUUCCACUUCUUGUUAAUGAUCCAUGUCGAAGAUGAAGCAUCUUCUCAGAAAGCUCCAUAUCGGCGGUGCCAUCAAUGACCACCACCGAUUGCCCGACACACGACCUGUGGCUAACCCCAGCCCCAGCCCCAGUACUAGUGCCCCUUUGUCUUCAUCGUCGUCGUCUUCUGAUGGUAGAAUUACGGCUGUUGAAUCGCCAGGAGGGGAUCGGAUUGCAGCGGGGGAUGCUAGUAGUGUGGAUUUUAAUUUAUUGGAGGAGGAGUUUCAGGUUCAGUUGGCUCUGGCAAUUAGCGCCUCGGAUCCGGAUACGCGUGAGGAUGCUGAGUCGGCUCAGAUCGAUGCUGCUAAGCGGAUUAGCCUCGGCUGUCCUGUAGCUCCAGUUAUCGUCACCGAUUCUCCGGUUGAGUCUCUCUCGCUUCGCUACUGGAGCUAUAAUGUUGUAAAUUAUAAUGAUAAGGUGAUGGAUGGCUUUUAUGAUGUAUAUGGCAUUACCUCAAAUUCAGUCGUUCAAGUUCAAGGAAAGAUGCCAUUGUUAAUGGAUCUGCAAGCAGUAUCAAUUUUAGAUAACAUCGACUAUGAAGUGGUGUUGGUAAACCGCUUUGUUGAUCCUGAACUUCAAGAACUUGAGAAAAAAGCUUAUAUCAUGUCCCUGGAGAGCCGAAUGUCUGAUGGCUUCCAUUUAAGUGGCUUGAUUCAGAAACUUGCUGAUCUUGUUGUUGAUAGAAUGGGUGGUCCAGUUGGUGAUGCUGAUGAGAUAUCGGCAAGGUGGACCAGGAGAAGCCAUGAGUUGCGAAAUGCUCUGAAUUCUAUCAUUCUUCCACUUGGACGUCUUGAUGUAGGACUUUCACGCCAUAGGGCGUUGCUUUUUAAGGUGCUAGCAGAUAGAAUUAACCUUCCAUGUAUGCUGGUUAAAGGGAGCUACUAUACUGGCACUGAUGAUGGAGCUGUCAAUUUGAUUAAGAUUGAUGAUGAAAGUGAAUUCAUUAUUGAUCUUAUGGGAGCUCCUGGAAUUCUAAUUCCUGCUGAGGUGCCCAGCAGUCAUCUCCCAAGCACUGGAUUUGAUGUAAGGGGCUUUGCUGAUCUUACUGGCAUUCCUAAGGCUUCACAGUUGCUUGGUGAAGAACCCAGGGGUAUAGCAGUUUCGUCUACUCUAGAUAAUGCUCCCCAUGUUGGAAGCUCAAGGACAGAGGAGCUGUUAUUUGUAGGCAUUAAGUCAAAUGAGCCUAACAUGGGCCGGAUUGAAAAAAACCAAGCUGAGGUAUCUGGACAUGAGAACUUAUCAGAUACAGGAAGGCCAUCAGAAGCAGAAAACAUUAAUGUAAAAAAUGUCUCAAAGUAUGUAAUGACUGCGGCUAAAAAUCCUGAAUUUGCACAGAAAUUACAUGCUGUUUUGUUGGAGAGUGGUGCAUCACCCCCUCCAGAUUUAUUUUCAGAUAUGAAUCAGCAAGAUUUGGGCGAGCAGAAGGUGCCUGAACAAGUUCAUCCAGAUAAUAGAGUAAAUCUAAAUGUUCAACUUUAUCGAUACUCUGAUAAGCUCAUGCCAAGGCAUGGACAGUCUCUUAUAUCCUUAACUGCAGAGGAUCCUUUGAACAAUAUUAGGUGUGAUACUAAGCAAGGAUGGCCUGCAGAGGGGCAAGCUAAACAACAAAGAGAAACAGAAAUAAAUUUCUUUAAGUCUGCUUCUUUUCCAUCUGACAGUACAACUGAGGGAUUUGUAGUUGCUAACAAUAGAACCAAUGAAAAAUUACAGAUGGGUGCUACAGUUGCAGACACCAGUUCUGAUAAUACACUAGGAGUGCUUGGAAGGACAAUGCAUGGAAAUCAAAUCCAUGAAUCGUCCUCAGCAGUGAACUCGUGUCAAUUACAACCUGAAGAUGCCUUAGUCCGCAAUGAUAAACAGGGUCUGCAAUUGGUUGAAACAUUCAAUGGUGGUCUAAAUAUGUCUUGUAAUGGUUAUGAUGAGAGAAUACAUCCAGUGCUGGGGGAGGUUGCUGAAUGGGAAAUCCCAUGGGAGGAUCUUCAAAUUGGUGAACGUAUUGGUAUAGGCUCAUAUGGUGAGGUGUACCAUGCAGAUUGGAAUGGCACUGAAGUUGCUGUGAAGAAAUUUUUGGACCAAGAUUUAUCUGGAGAUGCAUUGGUUCAGUUCAAAUGUGAAGCUGAAAUUAUGUUAAGAUUAAGACAUCCUAAUGUUGUUUUGUUCAUGGGAGCAGUUACUCGCCCCCCACACCUGUCAAUACUAACAGAGUUCCUGCCCAGGGGGAGUUUGUAUAGAUUACUGCAUCGUCCCAAUCCUCAACUUGAUGAAAAGAGGCGAAUGCGAAUGGCUCUUGAUGUGGCUAAAGGAAUGAAUUACUUGCAUACAAGCCAUCCUCCCAUUGUGCAUCGAGAUUUAAAGUCUCCAAAUCUCCUUGUUGACAAAAACUGGGUUGUUAAGGUCUGUGAUUUUGGAUUGUCACGCUUGAAACACCAUACUUUCCUGUCUUCAAAGUCUACUGCUGGAACGCCCGAAUGGAUGGCGCCUGAAGUCCUAAGGAAUGAACCAGCAAAUGAGAAAUGCGAUGUUUACAGUUUUGGAGUAAUAUUAUGGGAGUUGGCCACCUGUCAAAUCCCAUGGAAAGGCUUGAAUCCGAUGCAGGUUGUGGGAGCUGUGGGAUUCCAAAAUAAGCGUCUUGAGAUUCCAGAGGACGUUGAUCUAGCCAUUGCCCAAAUAAUACAUGAUUGUUGGCAAAGGGAGCCACACUUGCGACCCUCUUUUUCACAGCUUAUAUCCCGUCUGCGUCACAUUCAAAGUUUACGUGUUGAAAGAACAUAACAUACAAAUCAAACAACAGAAUGACUGGAACAGUCCUACUGUAGUUCAAGUUGUUUCUAGGCUCAAAGAGCCGGUGCAGCUUUUAUUUUAUUUUAUUUUUUCCUUUCCUUUUGUUUGAUUCCAAGAAGGAGAUUACUGGACAGGGAAGUGUUGGUUCAUUCAAAGUGGGGACUCGGCACAAGCCUGUUGGUUCAACACAAGAGUGGAGAUCCACCUCAUUAAACUGCGCAAGUGCAGAGGAGGAUGCCAUUGGAAAGUUGCUUUUAGGAGCAUAAAUAGUUAUUAUCAUUAAUCUUACAUGUAAGAAGAAAAAAAAAAUCCUAAAAUGGGAAAAGAAAAAUAAUCUUUCAAUUUAUCUUUGUUUUUCUGUGGAGGUCUUGUUUGGGUAAGCAAUCCCAACUCCGGAAUUGUAAACAUGCGAUCUCUACGGGUCAUUGUGGAAAAAGAAAAAAAAAAUAUUGUGGAAAAAAAGAAAAGUAAAAACAAGUGAAGAAGAGUUAUCUUUA
Messenger RNA from Manihot esculenta (cassava), 3454 nucleotides. RefSeq names its product probable serine/threonine-protein kinase SIS8. Gene Ontology annotation, biological process: protein phosphorylation. The coding region runs from base 159 to 2948 and encodes 929 amino acids. Gene Ontology annotation, molecular function: ATP binding; protein kinase activity. The transcript has 13 exons. Lineage: Eukaryota; Viridiplantae; Streptophyta; Magnoliopsida; Malpighiales; Euphorbiaceae. The record is from RefSeq and is a predicted model, not a curated record.